GAACAAGCAGCCUCAAAAGCAACUACAACGCAAUACACGUGGGAAACUUGGCACUCUGACGCCAAGUUUUUCGCUCAGGUACGGGUACCACCGAUCCUCGCAAGGGGGCCUGUGACCGUAGCUGAAGAAAGAGCAAGAGAUUAUUCCGACCUUAACUUAAUCCGCGGGAUGCGGUAGCAACCCCUACCGCAUCUCGCGCGCAUGGCUCUCGUGCGAACCUUCGUCGGCACCUUCUUGGCCAACGUGGUGUUUUAUAACAAGUCGGUGACGAGCUUCUUAGCGGGGACGGUGGUGGGGAUUUACGUCGGACAGAACUACGACGUGCCGAAUGUCGAAGCGAACGUACGCAGAGCCGUGGCAUACCUGCAAGAGCUGCAUGACAAGUACCGCAGGCAGCCUUAAAGCCCUGGUCCCAAAUAGGCCAAUUCUGAGCCAUGCGUGGGCCAAUUCAACUGCUUGCCCUGAUUCAAUUGCUGGACCUUGAUUCAAUCAAGGGCCCUUAUUUGCUUCAACAUGUAAUGAUCUGGGCUUCAACAGUGUGUACAUAGGUUAUGGUUAUAGAGCAAAAACGUAUGCUUGGGAAGUUGGGAUAUACCCUUACAUGCAGCUUUGACUUGGGGUUGGGGCCCUCAAUACCUUUUGUAAGCAGCCAUUUUCGCUUACAACUACUUCCUAAGGCAAU
Molecule: messenger RNA, 682 nt
Organism: Closterium sp. NIES-67
Lineage: Eukaryota; Viridiplantae; Streptophyta; Zygnematophyceae; Desmidiales; Closteriaceae
Source: the annotation of a GenBank genome assembly